CGGAGGAGGGGGGAGGGAGGAGGGAGGGAAAGGAAGCCGUGGCGUCUAGGCUCUUGCCUGGGGAGCCAGAGCUGGGCACAGCCCCAGCCAGUGAGCGGAGUGGCCGCAGGCAGCCAAGAUGAGCAGCAGAGUGACUUUCUUCGAGGUGGGUGCGUGCAUGAUACUUCUCUUUUUCAAGUUUCCAGUCGGGCAUCCGAGAUUUCUGACAGUACUCUAGGUUCGACUCUCGGGCCAGCAGUGAACCCCCAGCCCGGGGACAUCCUCUGGGCAGCGGCGUCAGAGCCCGAGGCAGGCACAGGGAGAGGCUCCCCGGGGGACCAGAGAGCAAAGUUGCGGACUGUCUGGGGAGGGACACUGGAUGUGGAUGUCCUGGGGAGGGAGAAGAGGCUGGAGCGGAGCCGGACACCGUGCCACUGCGACCUGGGGGUUUAUGCCAACCCAUCGCCCGCCGUCCUAGGGUCUCGGAUGCCCUCUUCACGCCAAGGUUCCGGCUGAGAGCAUCAGCCGAGGUGACGGUGGCCCUCCUCAGCUCCUCUGCAUUGGAGCCGGGGCCAGAGAGAGCCUGGCGACUUCUCAACUUAACUACCAUUUCUUCCAAGGAACAGUAGACUUGCAGUUAAUCGAGCGGUCCCAUAUGGGAAAAGCCCCAAAGAGGAUGGCUGGGGCGGAGGGAAACCCGACAGCGGCAAACGCCCUCUGCUUGAGGGACGCCCAGGUGGAAAUCCUUGACUACAAGACAAAGAAACAACUAUGCUUUCUGGAUAAGGUUGAACCACAUGCCUCAAUCAAUGACAUCAGAUUGAUGUUCCACAAAUUUUAUCCUCAAUGGUAUCCAGCAAGGCAGUCCAUGAGACUAGAUCCCAAGGGAAAAGCCUUGAGGAAUGAGGAGAUCCUGCAAAGACUUCCAGUUGGCACAACAGCUACCCUUUAUUUCAAAGACUUGGGGCCACAAAUCGGAUGGACAAUGGUGUUUUUGAUCGAAUAUGCAGGCUCACUCUUCAUCUACCUCCUGUUUUACCUUCGAAUGCCUUUUGUCUAUGGCCUGGAAAAGAAACUCAUGUCAAGGAGGCUCCCUGUGGUCAACCUGGCAUGCAUCUGCCAUUCUUCCCACUACAUCAAACGAUUGAUUGAAACAAUCUUUGUUCAUCGGUUCUCUCAUGGGACCAUGCCCCUGAAGAGUAUCGUCAAGAAUUGCUUCUUUUACUGGGGAUUUGCUGCUUGGCUUGCUUAUUACAUCAAUCAUCCUCUUUACACGCCUCCUUCCUACGGACAAAAGCAGAUCAAUUUUUCUCUGAUCACAUUUCUGUUAUGUGAAGCUGGAAACUUUUCAAUCCACGUGGAACUCAACAACCUGAGAGGAAAUGGACCAAAGACCCGUCGGAUCCCAUACCCAACCAAGAAUCCUUUCACGUGGCUUUUUUUCUUUGUCUCCUGCCCUAACUAUACCUAUGAGGUGGGGGCCUGGAUCAGUUUCACCAUCAUGACUCAGUGUGUCCCAGUGGGAUUAUUCACCCUGGUUGGCUUCAUUCAGAUGACAAUCUGGGCAAAGGACAAACACUGCACUUAUGUAAGAGAGUUCAAGGAUUACCCCAGUUUCAGGAUGCCAAUCAUUCCUUUCUUGCUGUAGGAAGCAAGUGGUGAUGCAUGGGCACUUCAGCCGACCUACGGGCAGAAAAGUCAACAGAUGAGCCCUGGUCUUCUGGGUUUUCUCAAAAGAAGUGAUGACUUUUCAAUUUUUAAAGUUAAUUAAUUGGCAAUAAUUCUCUUAAAGACAGCUAAGUCAAGGCAUUGGGUGGGGUCUGUCAACUCUCCAAAGUUAUAGAAUAUUCUUGUUUCUUUCCCUGGUGAGUGAGGAGUCCUGGACUCUGCUUGUCCAAGGUCCUUUCUAGCUUCCAAAUCCUAAUUCUAAGUAUUUGUGUAUUCAUAAAUACACACACCUUCUUUUAUGCAUUACACAUGCAUAUUAAAAGAUAACAUGUCCCUAAGAUAUUUUCAAUUUAUAAGGGUUUUUUUGGAUGUGUUUUGGGAGUAGUGGUAGCUGGUUUUGUUUUGGGUUUUCUUUGGUGCUGGUGGUGGUGGGAAUCACUGUUUGUUUGUUUUUUUUUAAGCCCAAGCAAGGUGUUGUAGCCUUCCUGUCUAUGGAAACUCCCACAAUUUAGGACAUCUUCAAGGAAUGGUAUUUGAUUAUUUCUUACAGAGCUGGUCUAUGUCAGAAGAGCAAUAUAUCAGCUUAGCCAAGAGGGAGAGUCCAACUUAUAAAUGGGUAACUCCCAUAAUUUGGGACAUCUUCAAGGGAUGACAUUGGAUUAUUUGUUCCAGAGCUGACUUGUGUCAGAAGAGCAGUAUAUAAAUUUAGCUAAGAGGAGUCAUCCAACUUGUAAAUGGGACAGGGUCCCUCAGUCCUGUGCUACUCAGGUCUGGGAGGUACUCAGUGCCAUGCUCUCUAAGCCUCUCUAGUUCAGAGAUGGUAGCCAUUUGUAACUUUUUAAAGCAACGAGAAAAUACAGUGGCCUCUGCCAAUGGGGCAGGUAGCAUGGAGUAUGGGUGGAAGGGGCAAAGAAACACAGAGAGAUAGGGAGGUUUAAUUGGUGAACCAGUGCCUAGCUAUCUGAGAUGGAGGGACAGUGCAGGACCUGGAGCUAUCUAGACAGAACAUGUUUAUCCCAUCUUUCAUCCAGUCCAGUCACAUGUUCCCCUAAGAAGAAAUCUUUCCACGCCCUAUAUUUAGGACUGAAAAUAUGCAUGAGUUCAGGACAAGGGGGAAAGUCACAAGCAUUAACCAAUGUUGUAGCCAUCUCUGAAAGCAAUUUAAAAGGUCUCUGUUAAUGGGGAAAGUGGAUUAUUUGUGUUUCCAAUGGGUCUUAGGCACUGAUUGGAGCAGCUCAUGAUUCUAGAGGGUCCGGGUCACAGACAUUUCAAUUAUUAAUCCAUUUAAAAUGUUGCCGGCCACAGACUUGAUCAUCUACAUGACCCUCAACCUGUUUUCAUAAAACAAGCUAUGAUGAAACCAAAGGAUCUUCGUCCUUCUGGAUGUUUCCCAGGGUCGUGUUCUCAGCAAGGUUUUCAAAUGUACUUGGUGAACUGAUGUACUGAUGUCUCAUUCCUAAAUGGACAGCUUAGCUCAGCUCAGCUCAGCUCUCUCUUGCUCACAACCCACAGACAGCCUCGGGACCUCCCAGGGGAGCUGACCUUCUGCCAUCUGUUCAGGGGAAAGUUUUGAAGGUUUUCUAUAAAUCUGGGCAAGAAAUGAUCCCAUCCUAGUUUGUGGGACAUUUUAAAGAUUAAAAAAAUAUAUUUUAGGAUCUCAUAACAGAAACUUGAAAAUGUGAUUGUUAUUUAUUCCGCUACAGAUUUAUUUCCCUAUGAGUGCUAAACAGAAGGAUUUUUGCAACUCUUUGUAAAGAUGAUUUACAUAAUAAAGUCAAACCUAUGUUUUGAA
This is a messenger RNA of Monodelphis domestica (gray short-tailed opossum), 3439 nucleotides long. NCBI's taxonomy places the organism in Eukaryota, Metazoa, Chordata, Mammalia, Didelphimorphia, Didelphidae. The record is from RefSeq and is a predicted model, not a curated record.